AUGAAUAAUCCAGACCCAUCCACCCGUGAAAACACCAUCGAAGGUAGGAAUGCGGAUCCAAAGAACCUCGCUCAGGCUAUAGUGGCCGAUCGAGAGUUCAUAACUUCGAUUUCGGCAGCAAUUCUUGAGAAUAUUGCUCCGCAGUUGGCUAGACACACGGGCAACAUCGUUAGUGCCACUUCGGUUGGGUUUUCUGCUCAAUCAGAUAAAGAUAAACCCGUCGUAUCUUAUGAUCAAUCGGGUAUGGCUCAAACAGCAAACUCCGUUGUAUCAGUUGAUCAAACGGAUGCCAUAAAUACAACAAAUCCUGUUACGUCCGAUGACCAGACAGGUCGUAUGAGCAACAAACGGCACCCAGAGACGGUAAUUGACGUAGAAUCUUAUACACCAGGGUCUAAGCGUGCCCGUUCCGAUUCUGCUACUGAGGGUAACUCGAGCAUUGAGAAUCCGGACAUAGAUCCAAACGAGGGUGAUAUUUUUUCAUCUAAUUCGCGUUGGGAAGCCAGUGAGGAGCUUGCUGCUUUCCUUACAACAACAACUAGCAAACCACUUAGCAAAUUUGACCAAAGAACCCUGGUCAAGGCAUUCCCACGACCGGAUGUUAGCGCCAUUUAUACACCUUCAAUGGAUGAAUACCUCAAAUCAUUUGUCCAGGGAAUCACGAUCCCAGACAAACCACUCAGAGAAAUGCAGGACCAUAUCUUAGAUGUUUUUGGUCCGUUAUCUACAAUCUAUGAGAAUCUCUUGGAGAUGGCUGAGUCAUGUAAUAAGGACGGAGUCAUUGAACUGAAUAAGGAAAGUGUCCAGGGCUUCCUCACCUGUAUUAAACAUGCAAUGCUACUGACAGGUGAUGCUUCCGCUCGAAUUUCGGUUGUACCAAAAAUGCCACAAUUAUCCCUAAUACAGGAGAGGGUGUUGGAUCAAGAAGUACAGGAACUGUUAACAAAAGAAGCAGUUCACCCAGUGGUAAAUCAGUCUCUAGCAAACGAGGGGUUCAUAAGCUCUCUGUUUGUAGUUUCCAAAAAGGAUGGGGGGAAUCGUCCAGUUAUAAAUUUAAAACAAUUAAACCAACACCUUAUUUACGAACACUUCAAAAUGGAAGGUAUACAUAUGUUAAGAGAUCUUUUAAAACGAGACGACUAUCUUAUAAAAAUCGAUCUCAAGGAUGCGUACCUUACAGUCCCAAUCUGCAAGGCCCACCAAAAAUUUCUAAGGUUCCUUUGGAAGGGAACUUUGCUGGAAUUUGCAUGCCUCCCUUUCGGUCUAGCCACAGCCCCACGGGUCUUCACAAAAUUGAUGAAACCCGUAGUCGCGGCCCUCAGACAGAGGGGUAUUCGUCUAGUGAUAUACUUGGACGACAUUUUGAUCAUGGCAGAAUCGACAGCCCUAGGAUUACACCAGGCAGCUUCAGCUCUGAAUCUUCUAGAAGGUUUGGGGUUUGUAGUAAACUACAAGAAGUCCCAACUGGUUCCCGGCCAGCUAAUAGAAUUUUUAGGUUUUUUAAUCGACUCCACCAAACUUACCCUUCAACUACCAAGGGAGAAACUUCGAAAGAUUCGAAAGAAGUGUCAAACUCUUUUAAGUGGAACAGAGAUUUCAGUUCGAGAGUUAUCAAAAUUCCUGGGCCUCCUAACCUCCUCUAUUCAGGCAAUAUUCCCAGCCCCUCUCCACUACAAGCACCUCCAGAGGCUGAAGAACACCACAAUGAGCUCGACACAAUCUUACGAGGCCAUUGUAACACUAGAUACAACAGCCAGAGAGGAGGUGGUGUGGUGGAGAGAUCACCUCCAGGCAUGGAAUGGCAAAGCGCUAUUCCAACAGCCGGUAGAUCUAGUAAUCGAGACAGAUGCAUCUCGAAAAGGUUGGGGAGCAUACUGCGAGGGGGUAAGCACAGGGGGCCCCUGGUGCUCGGAAGAGAAGAGACUUCAUAUCAACUGUCUCGAACUUCUUGCCGGCUCGUUUGCGAUAGUAGAACCGGGGAGAUGGGAUGAAAUAGCAAGGAGACAAUUAACAGACAUGUUUAAUGGAGUAGAUUUUAAUAUAGAUAUUUCUGACAUGUUCAACGAGGAUUAUUGA
Molecule: messenger RNA, 2076 nt
Organism: Dendronephthya gigantea
Lineage: Eukaryota; Metazoa; Cnidaria; Anthozoa; Malacalcyonacea; Nephtheidae
Exons: 3
Coding region: 1-2076 (691 amino acids)
Source: RefSeq, a predicted model, not a curated record